Vicugna pacos (alpaca) is the source of this 1750-nucleotide messenger RNA. It is a transcript of the gene MRPL21, whose product is annotated as mitochondrial ribosomal protein L21. Gene Ontology annotation, molecular function: structural constituent of ribosome; RNA binding. Gene Ontology annotation, cellular component: mitochondrial large ribosomal subunit; ribosome. Gene Ontology annotation, biological process: translation. The record is from RefSeq and is a predicted model, not a curated record. NCBI's taxonomy places the organism in Eukaryota, Metazoa, Chordata, Mammalia, Artiodactyla, Camelidae.
GACGCACCGGGUUCGCGCCACUUCCGCUUCCGUUCUCGGCUCUGAGGCUGUGGGAAGAUGGCUGCGGCCGUGGUGGCCUCGGCGUUGCCGGUCACCUUCUGGCGGCUGGUGUCUACGUGCGGCCGCAGCGUCCUGAGAGCGUCGGGGCCCGAAGCGGCUUCCCUGUGGUCUGCUUCUCGAAGUUUCAGUUCACAGAGCGCUUCAUUUCCACAAGGAUACGUUCCUAAAACAUCACUGAGUUCUCCACCUUGGCCAGAGGUGGUUCUGCCUGACCCUGUUGAGGAGACCAGGCACCAUGCAGAGGUCGUGGGGAGGGUGAACGAGCUGAUCACCACGGGCCAGUACGGCAGGCUCUUUGCUGUAGUGCACUUUGCCGGCCACCAGUGGAAGGUGACCUCUGAGGACCUGAUUUUAAUUGAAAACGAGUUAGACGUUGCUUGUGGAGAGAGGAUUCGGCUGGAGAAGGUCCUGCUGGUUGGGGCCGACGACUUCACGCUGCUCGGCACGCCGCUCCUCGGAAAGGAUCUUGUUCGAGUAGAAGCCACGGUCAUUGAAAAGACAGAGUCGUGGCCAAAAAUCAGUAUGAAGUUUAAGAAAAGGAAAAACUACAGAAAGAGAAGAAUUACUGUGAACCCCCAGACCGUCCUCCGGAUAAACAGCGUUGAGGUCGCUGCACGUUUGUGUUGACGCCCUGCUGACACUGACAGAAGUGUAAAAAUAAACUCGUUUUCUGAGGAGACCGAGCUUCCGUGUUCUGCUGCAGGAAGGGCUGACGUAAAAAGCUCGGCCCUGUUACAGAUGCAGUAGAUUGAGCGCGCGGCCGUGAGCUCGUGGUUAGUGAGCAACAGCCUCCCUGAUCCAGAGGAGCCGGGAAUUGGGGCGGAAUUACAGGCCUGGCCCUCCCAGGGCCGGAGCCCGGGUGCUUGCGUAAGAGCCAGGCCGCCCUCCAGCCCGCACCGCGGGCGGCAGGACCUCGGGGGCAUGCUGCGGGGACGCAGCUGGGACCCGGGCGCUGAUGCCGGGAGAGACGACCUAGAUUCCACUUCCAGGAGAGAUGGACAAACACAUGGGCAAAUUCCAUGCCCAGUCAUCCGGGGUACCUGUUUCUAGUGACUUGCUUUUCUAAGAAGCUGGGAUUCAAACCAGGCAUUCUGGGCGCAGAGCCUUUGGUUUGCUCCACCGGCUCCGGCAGGGACGGAGGGUCAUGGUGCUGGCCGGGGGCUUUCUGAUCGUGGGUGGCCAGGGUGGGGCCCUGGGGCCUGAGAGCCAGGGCAGCCUGGCACAUUCUGGGAACUGAGUGUGAGAGUACGGGAGCAGAGACACACCAGAGGGGCGAGGGGAGUUUCGAACUUAAUCCUGAAAGCAGCCUCCUGUCCCAGAGGGGUUUGGGGUGGGUCAGGCAGGCAGCUAACACGUGUGAAGGUGGUGCAUGCUUAGCACGCUCUAGGUCCUAGGCUCAAUCCCCAGUACCUCCACUGAAAAAACUUUUUUUUGUUUAAUAAACCUAAUUACCUCCCCUUCCCCCCCAAAAAAAUAAAUAAAUAAAUAAAUUUUUAAAGAAGAGAGGGAGGGAUCCUAGACCCAGACUGGCCAGGGGUGGCAGGCAAAUGGAAGGACUUGGUGGGUGAGUGUGGGGAGGAGGGGGCUCCCAGGCGGCCCAGGCUCCCCGUUCUGUGUCCUUCACAGAGGCCGGGCCUUCCUCCAGGAGUAAUUAGGGCUUUCAAGUGACACAAUGAAACUUUUUAUCAAA